This is a messenger RNA of Cavia porcellus (domestic guinea pig), 492 nucleotides long. RefSeq names its product beta-defensin 33-like. The record is from RefSeq and is a predicted model, not a curated record. Bases 226 to 411 code for a protein of 61 amino acids. The transcript has 4 exons. NCBI's taxonomy places the organism in Eukaryota, Metazoa, Chordata, Mammalia, Rodentia, Caviidae.
CACGGUGGAGGAAGAAUCACAAGAGUCCCAGAGCUUGAGAAUUACAAGAUCAAAGAAUCUGGAAGAAGCUUGGAUCUGUAACUCAAUUUUGAGUCAUGAAACAUUCUCAGGCCCUAAACUGAGUAUCGGCCCUCUGAAUGUAAGCAUUGCAAUCUCUUCCAGACUCCCCGUGACCACUGUGCACUGCGCGCACUUCCAGACCCUCCUGCAGCCCUGCGUCCCAUCAUGAAACUGCUCUUCCUCUUUCUGCUUCUGGUUGGCCUCAUGCAGACAGCAUUAGGAUAUAGAAGAAGUGACAUCUUCCUGGAGUGUGCCAAAAUGGGUGGAGCAUGCAAGCACCAGAAGACCCAUGGGUGCUCCAUCCUGCCCGCGGAGUGUAAGAGCCGUCACAAACACUGCUGCCGAGUGUGACCUUAGCGCCAGUCCAGAGGCCAGGGCAGGGAGGAGCUCAGCUGCUGACUCCUGUUUAAUAAAGGCACCGUACCACUGCUA